UAAAAAUUAUAAUUUAAUUAUUGAAACACUUUAUUAAAUGUGAGUACAUACAUACACGCAUAUAUAUUUAAAAAUACGUGCAUUAUGGCUAAAACUGAAAAAAUUUCCACAUGUGCUCGUUUAAUUUUAAUUAUUUAUUUAUUAAAUUGUGAUAAUUGUUUUGCAACCAAAUAUAUUGAAUGUAAUUCCGAUUUAGAAAAUCAAUUUCAAUGUGUUUCAAAUAAAAAAUGCAUAGAUUCAUCAAAAGUAUGUGAUGGAAAUAAAGAUUGUGAUGAUAAUUCUGAUGAAAACGAUUGUGAUACUUGUCUUGCACCAGAAUGGUUUGAUUGUAAGGAUUCUUUUAAAACAUGCAUACAUCACUCAUUUGUUUGUGACGGUCAAGAAAACUGUUUAAAUGGCGAAGAUGAAGAUAAUUGCCCAGAUAAUGUUAAAAAAGUGCCUCAAGUUUGUGGUAAAACUGAAUUCACUUGCAAAGAUAAAACUUGUAUUCCGAUGGAUAUGGUCUGUGAUGGAAAAAAUGACUGCCGAGAUCAUUCCGAUGAAACAAUAGGUUGUGAACACGCUGAAUUGACGUGUGAAGGUUUUUUCUGUUUAAACAAAAAAUGUUUAGCAAGUCAUCAAUGGGUUUGCGAUGGAAUCGAUGACUGUGGUGAUAAUAGUGAUGAGCAUGGUUGUGCUUGGAAUUGUAAAUUAGAAGAAGGAAAAUUUCUCUGUAAAGACAAUGACACAUGCAUAGAUUUAAAAAACGUUUGCGAUAAUACACCACAUUGUGCUGAUAAAAGUGAUGAAAACGGUUUAUGUUAUAAUAAAGAAAGCUCUUGUGAAAAAUUUAAAUGUCCAAGCGAUAGUAAAUGCUUUCAUUUACCAACUGGGCCAGUUUGUAUUUGCCCUAAAGGUUAUACUUAUAAUCAUGUUACGCAGAAAUGUGAAGACAUAAAUGAAUGUGAUCAAUAUGGAAUUUGCUCACAAAUUUGUACUAACACAAAUGGUUCAUAUGAAUGUAGUUGUUUGGAUAAAUUUCAAUUGAAAAACGACAAUAGAACUUGUGCUGUUGAAGGAGGUGAACCACUGUUAUUGUUCACAAAACUGGAUUCUAUUAUUGGAAUGCAUUUACAUUCGAAACAUGUUUACAAAGUAGCAGAAAAUUUAAAACAAGCUGUUGGUGUUGCAUAUGAUGGUGAACGUAUUUAUUGGACUCAUAUAAAAUAUGGAUACGAGAGUAUUGUUAGAGCUAGAGAAGAUGGAAGUAAACAAGAAAGUUUAGUAACAACUGGCUUAGAAGCUCCUGAAGAUUUAGCUUUAGAUUGGUUAACCGGUAACAUAUACUUUUCAGAUAAUAUCAAACGCCAUAUCGCAGUUUGUACAAAUCAUGGAGAUUAUUGUAAAUCUUUAAUUCAUAUUGAUGUUGAUUCUCCAAGAGGUGUUGCAUUAUUUCCACAAAAUGGUCAAAUGUUUUGGACUGAUUGGGGUGAAAAGCCAAUGAUAGCAACAGCUGAAAUGGAUGGUUCCAAUGUAAAGCAAUUAAUUACUACUAAAAUUCAAUGGCCGAAUUGUAUUACAAUUGAUUAUCCAGCUAAACGUUUAUACUGGGUAGAGGCAAAGUUAGGAAUUAUUGAAAAUUCAAAAUUAGAUGGAACAGACCGUAAAACGGUUCUUUCUGGCAUAGUCAAACAUCCAUAUGGAAUUGCAUUAUUUGAAGACAGUUUAUAUUGGUCAGAUUGGUCAACAGAAACCAUAAAUGUGUGCAACAAACUUAAUGGAAAAAAUCAUGAAGUAAUUUUUAAAGAUAGUAAACCUAUGUAUGCCGUGCAUGUUUACCAUUCAUCAAUUCAACCAAAAGCGAAUCAUCCCUGCAAAUAUAACUCUUGUUCACAUAUUUGUUUAUUAGCUGGCAAAACUGCUAAAUGUGCCUGUCCCGAUGACAUGGAUUUGAAUUCAGACGGAAGAACUUGCUCUAAAAUAAAGAAAUCUCAAAAGUUAUAUGUUAGUGUUAGUAAUAAUAUAUAUGAAAUUGAACAUAAAAGUUUUGGUCGGCAUAGAGUCACUGGAGCAUAUCCACUAUCGAUAUAUGCUAGUAAAAUGGAAUAUAAUAAUGUAAACGGAACGAUUUUUAUAGCUGACAAUAAAAAUUUAGAAAUACUUGAGUUUGAUCCAAUUAGUAAAGAUAUUAAAACUUUAGUUACAACACAUUUGGGUAAUGUGUCAGCUUUGGCUUUUGAUCAUUUGUCGCAUAAUCUUUAUUGGGCUGAUUCAAAAUUUCAUACGAUUGAAGUUAUUUCUUUACAAACAUAUAAAAGAGCUCUUGUCCAUUUCUUUUCUGGGCAAGAAAAACCAAUAGGAUUAGCUAUUAAACCAGAGUUAGGACACCUUUAUGUUUCUGUAUUUUCACCGAAUGGUACACAUAUUGAUACUUUAACAACAAGCGGUCAAACAUAUCAAACAUUCAAUGGAAACUUUGGUAAAGGGGAAAUACAAUUAUAUGCUCAUGAAGAUUACCUCUUUUGGCUUGACCAAGAAAUGUCUAGAAUAGAAUAUACGAAGUAUGAAAAUAUUUCACGCAAACUAUUCCGCAAUGAUCUUUCAGAUCCGCUUACAAUGGCUAUAGUAGACGACGACAUUUUUUGGAGUCAACAAAAUUCCGGAACAAUUUUUUGGACUCAUAAAAGCGGUUUAGGGGCUAUUAAGCGUUUAGAAGUUGACCAGCCAUUUUUAAAUAUUCGUUCAAAGCCAUCAGACCAAAUUUUUGUAACAUCAAAUAAACAAAUUGUAUCGGCUUCUUCUGAUAAACAUAAAUGUUUAACUAGAAAUGGAGGAUGCUCACAUAUUUGUGUUUCCAUUGGAACAUUCUCUUCAAAAUGUAUGUGCCCACCGGGACUUGUUUUUAAAGAUCCUUCAAAUAUGACAUGUAUUGAAUCAAUUGACUGUGAAUUCCGUUGCACUUCUGGUGAAUGUAUUACUCUAUCAAGACGUUGUAAUGGAAAAAAAGAUUGUAUUGAUGAGUCCGACGAAGUUCAAUGUGAAGGAAAAUUAAAAAAAAUUUGUCGAUUUGAUCAGUUUCGAUGUCAUGAUGGUACUGAAUGUAUUGAAAAUAAUCAAAGAUGUGAUAAAAUCAAGGAUUGCACUGAUGACUCGGAUGAACAAGACUGUGAAAAAUAUAAUGCAAAAAUUAAAUGUCGAUUCAACCAAUUUAAAUGCGAUAAUUCUGUCUGCAUUGAUGUUACUUCCGUGUGCGAUCACUUUAAUGAUUGUGGCGAUAAUUCAGAUGAAAAGAACUGUGAAGUUAGAACAGAUAGCAAGAACAAAAAAGGUUGUAGUAAAAAUUAUUUCCAAUGUUCUAUUGGUUCAUGUAUUCCACAUGAUUGGGAGUGUGAUGGCCACAUAGAUUGUGUCGAUGGAUCUGAUGAGCAUGAAAAAUGCGUUAUAGCACAUAUAUGUCCAAAAGGCUCUGUUCAAUGUCGAUCGGGACAAUGUAUAGAUUCGAAGCUUUUAUGUGACGGAAAUGAUGACUGUGGUGAUAAUUCUGAUGAAAUUAAUUGUAAAGAAGAGAAAAAAGAGAAGCAAUCUUGCGGUCAUGAAGAGGACGCUUUUGGAAAUUUAAAAAAAUUUCAAUGCACUUCAAAUCUUGAUAUCUGUUUAGAUGCAUCGGCGAGAUGUAAUGGUACAGCAGAAUGUCCGCGAGGGGAAGAUGAAACUGAUUGUUCAUCUUGUAGCAUUUACGAAUUUAAAUGCCUUUCGACAAAACAAUGCGUUCGUAAUGAAUGGUUAUGUGAUGGUAUAAAGGAUUGUGAUGACGGAAGUGAUGAACUAAAUUGUAAAACAUCACAAAACAAAACCUCUACAAAUGCACAAUUUCAUCAUCAAGAUACAUCGAAUUGCCAUGUUGAUAUGUUUUCUUGCAAAGAUGGUUCAUGUGUUGAAAAAUCUAAAGUUUGUGAUGGUAUCACAGAUUGUACAAAUGGAGUUGAUGAAGGACCACUUUGUGAAACAUCAUGUAGUAAAAAUAAAAAUUCUUGCCAACAUAUUUGUACGCCAACCCCAUAUGGAUCUGAGUGCAGCUGUAAGCAAGGAUAUCAUUUAAAUCAUGAUAAAAAAACAUGUAGUGAUAUUGAUGAAUGCCAUGCACAAAAUCCAUGCGCACAAAUAUGUGAAAAUUUAGAUGGAAGUUUCCGAUGCAGUUGUUAUUCUGAAUUUAUGUUAAGACCCGAUAAAAUUAGCUGUAAAUCAAUUCAAGGUAACCCAUAUCUAUUAUUUUCAUCCUUUGAUCAAGCUAGAAUUAUAAGUGAAAAUCCAAUAUCAAUAAAAUUGGCAUGGUCAGCGAACGAUACCAAAAUAGAAGGAUUAGAUGUUGAUGUUAAUAAUUUAAAAGCAUAUUUCACUUUAAAAGAUUCAAGUAGCAUAUACGAAUACAAUUUAAAUACAACUAUUAAUGGUGCAAAAAGAAUUUUAACUGAUCCUGGUAGAAAGAAAAAAAUCGCUGUUGAUUGGAUAACAAAAAAUAUUUAUGUUGUAUCUAAUACAGGAAUAGAUUCAAUUAAAGUUUGUAAUUUUGACAAUAAAAAAUGUGCAAGAAUUAUAAAAAUGCGUUCACGUGAUUCUAUAAAAUCUAUAGCUGUUGAUCCGAUUAAUCGUUAUCUAUUUUAUUCCGUUACAUAUCUUUCAACAUUUGGUCAACCAAAAACAACAUUAAAUAAAGCAAGUUUAGAUGGACAAAAAUCCAUAGCUUUGCUCUCAAAUGAAAUGCAUAUAACAAGUAUUGAAUUGGAUAUUUAUAAACAAAUUGUUUAUUUUAUUGAUUUUCAUACAAAAACUCUACAAUCAAUUGGAUAUAAUGCAAAUGAUAGCAAACCAAAAAUUUUAAUUAAAAAAGAAAAUGCUAUUAAAUAUCCAACAGGUUUGAGUAUUUAUGAAAAUAUGGCAUUUAUUGUUAAUACUGGAUCAUCGGAAGCGAUUAAAUGUGAAUUAUAUGGUGAAAGAAAAUGUCAUGCGUUCAAUAUUAAUGUAUAUAAUGCAGAAGAUAUUGUUGUUGUUGGUGCAUCGCGUCAAUUAAAGACGAAAAAUUUAUGUGAAAAAAAUAAAUGCAAUGUAUUGUGUAUCCAUGCUGAAUUAGGAUCCAAAUGUAUUUGUUAUAAUGGUGAACAUGCUCAAGAAGGUGAAAUAUGUUCCCAAUCAUUUCAACAACAAACUGAAUAUAAUAGCUUUAAUGAUGAAGUACAAUCUGAUCAAAUUACAUCAUCAUCAAAAACAUCACCAACAUUAAUAACAUUUUCAUGCAUUACAAGUUUGUUAUUAAGUAGUGUGGCUGGUUAUAUUUACUAUCGCAAAAAAUAUAACCCAGGAAACUUUUCCAUUGAUAUGCAUUUUCAAAAUCCCUUGUCAAAAAAUAAUAAUUUACUAUAUAAUAAUACAAACAAUAACAAUACAAACAACAUGAGCAAUCAAGAUGAUACAUUAGGGAAUAACAAUCAUCAUCAACAACAAAAUUCAUAUUUUAGCAGUAGUCCAUCAGUUUCGACACGUUUUUAUAAAAAUGAUAAUAAAAGUAAUAUUAAUACAUUAGCUAGUAAAUUACCAUUAUAUGGUCCAAUUCAGAAAUUUUUCAAUUCAGACAAAUACAAUGAGAUGUCCAUGCAAUCUUCAGAAAAUAAAAGACAAAUUAUUACUACAAUACAAACGGUUAAAGGAAGAAAAUCUUUUACAUAUAAAACAGGGAAGCAUAUGGAAUCAACAGAACAUGAAUAUGCAUCCAGAGAUUUGGGAGAUUUCGACGAUGAUCCCAGAACGCAAUUAGUGCCAUAAUAGAAGAACAAAAACCUAUUUUUUUUUUUUGUUGAAACUUAGUAUGUGAUGUAAUUGUAAAAUACGUAAUUUUAUGUAUACAGCCUGUUAAAAAAUAAUUUACAAUUUAAUUUUUAUUUAUUAUAAAAAUAUUAGCAACAAUUUUCAUUUAAUUUAUUUUCACUUACAUAAUGCACAUAAGUUUCUACACAAGUUUCAAAUUUUUUAAAAAUAUUUUAAUUGUUAUUUACAUUAAAAUAAGUAAAUAUUCUAAUUAAAAAUUUAUAUAGAAAGCAAAUAAAAUAAUAUUGAAACAUAUUUUACCUACAUAUUGUAAAUUGUAAUAAAUGAAAAUUAAGUUGAUCCAAACCAAAUC
Messenger RNA from Condylostylus longicornis, 6151 nucleotides. It is a transcript of the gene yl, whose product is annotated as putative vitellogenin receptor. Gene Ontology annotation, molecular function: protein binding; calcium ion binding. Lineage: Eukaryota; Metazoa; Arthropoda; Insecta; Diptera; Dolichopodidae. The record is from RefSeq and is a predicted model, not a curated record. The transcript is spliced from 8 exons. Bases 85 to 5796 code for a protein of 1903 amino acids.